AUGGAUCCUGAACGAGCUAGUACAGAUGAAGUAGAGAGUAAUGCGCCUAUUCCCGCAGAAGGGACGGUGCCAUCAGAUGUUAAUGUUAGUGAAAGACCUGCAUCAGAUAGACAGGGAGGAGGAGCUAGAGAAGCCUUCUUCCAAGCCAUGACUGAUUGGUUUGCCGAGUUCGUUAAAUGCGAAUCCGGCUAUAAGACCUCCACCCCCUCAAGAAUCACAGGUUCCCCAUGUAGCUUCCCCAACUGCAGUAAGUAUGCUCGAGAAUUUGUAUCCACCGAAGCCAACAUGUGCAAGAGAUUUGAAGAUGGGCUUAAUGAUGACAUCCGACUAUCAGUGGGUGUAUUGGAAAUCAGAGAGUUUGUUGUUCUGGUAGAAAGAGCUUGUAAAGUAGAAGACUUGUUAAAAGAAAAAGAGAAGAGCAAAGCUGAAGCUGGAGCGCAGGAUACAAAGAAGAGGCAAAUGAGUAAAUCAUUUCAGUCUACAUCUAAGAGGCCUAGGGAGCUCUCUAGCGGAUCACAUUUUCCACAGAUAUAUUCUAGCCGAAGCAGAAGUAGAAGAUUCGAGGGUUUUAGAGCUCAAACCACUACAGUUGCAAGUACAGGCAGUACUCGACCUCCUAGGCUUGAAUGUUCUCAAUGUGGGAGACGCCACCCCGGAGAGUGUAGAGCAGGUGAAAAUGUUUGUUUUAGAUGUGGAGCAUCCGAUCACUUUAUUCGGGAUUGUCUUGAAACAACUAAAAGAGAAGAAAUAACGAGUGCGAGAUCAGGUAAUGCUCCUACCAGAGGUAGACCGCAGAGAAACCCAGGAGUGGGGGCGAGUAAUAGGAGUUCAUCCAGAGAUUCAGCAGCGAGAUCAGAUGUUAGAGCACCCGCGAGAACGUAUGCUAUUCGUGCUCGUGAAGAGGCGUCCUCUCCUGAUAUAAUUACGGAUCAAGAAGUACGAAACUCGAGGUUAGACAAAGGGAAGAAUAAAGUUGAAGACUAAGUUGGUGAAUUUGGCUAUAAUUGGUACCGAGGUAAGUUUACGGUAAAUAAAUGCAAUAUUUCAAUAUUUAUUAUCAAUGAUGUUAAUUUCCAGCAAUUAUGAAUUUAUUUUAUGAAUUUAUUUGAUGAUGAUCCAAGCAUGAGAUGAUAGAGAAUUAAAAUUUGAAAGUCCCGUUGAUACAUAAGGAUGGUACUGGAUACGAAUGUCAUGACAUUUGGGUAAAGAGAUCCCAUAUAAGACCAUGUCUGGGACAUGGCAUUGGCAUCCUUAAGAUCAUGAGAGGUCCCCUGUAAGACCAUGUCUGGGACAUGGCAUGGGCACCGAGACGAGAGGUCCCAUGUAAGACCAUGUCUGGGACAUGGCGUUGGCACCGAGAUGAGAGGUCCCCUAUAAGACCAUGUCUGGGACAUGGCAUGGGCACCAACAUGAGAACAUCCCAUGUAAGACCAUGUCUGGGACAUGGCUUUGGCAUGUUAUUAUCAGAAGAGACCCGAGUAUCCUUAUUAUUCCAAUGUAGCUCAACGGGCUUGUAAAUGAAUCAUGUUCAUGAAAGUUCAGUUUAAAGCAUAAAUGGCAAGCUCAGGUAAGUUGUAAGACUUAAGAACUUAUUAUACUAUCAAUUGAUGUUCAACGAUGCAGCAAGGAUUGAGUAAGUUAUGCACACAAGUAUUCUAAGUAAACAAGUAAGAGAACUAGUAUGAGAUUAACUAAAGAGUAAACUAGAGAUAUAGACAUUGAGUUUAAUUAUUUAAGUUAAAUAUUGUUAUUUAUUUGCUAGUAAACUUACUAAGCUUUAUGCUUACUUCUUUUAUUUCUCUUUCUCUUAUAGUAUUGCAAAUCUACUUCAAGGAUCCUAAAGAAGUCGGAGACCGUCCACACUAUCAACUACAACUGCUCGGUAUUUUAUAUCGAAACACGUUUGAGUUAUGGCAUGUAUAGGGAUUUAGUUAUUUUGUAUGUUUGUAAUGAUGAUUUUGCUAAUGAGUGAUGUGUAAGUAUUUGAUGAUGUAUGGUCAUUAAAAUGGUUAA
Molecule: messenger RNA, 2013 nt
Organism: Gossypium raimondii (Peruvian cotton)
Lineage: Eukaryota; Viridiplantae; Streptophyta; Magnoliopsida; Malvales; Malvaceae
Exons: 3
Coding region: 1-984 (327 amino acids)
Molecular function (GO): zinc ion binding; nucleic acid binding
Source: RefSeq, a predicted model, not a curated record